CGCCUGACCACGCUGGUUACCUGGUGUGUGUGUGUAGCAAAUUAUUUUCAGCUCCAGAAUUAAAUUCGAAGAAGAAAACGAAAAAAAAAUCUAUUGCAGGCUGGACGACUCACUACUUCGCCCUACAGUCUCGCAUAAAGAUAUCGCAAAUUUUUUCCUUGUCAUCAGUAACUAUAUCAGUUUCAUCGUCAUGCACAGUGGAAUCAAUGUGAAAGGCCAUCGGGAUUUAUUAACGCUUGAUACAAUGUGCCGAGAAUUGACUUCUAAUUCCUCGUCGCUGCACUCGUUACGUAGCAUCAUCGCAAUGGUUAUGGUGGCGCACGGUAAAUCGCCACAUUCAGCCAUUGAUGUUGGAUAUGACAGUUUCCUAGAAUUCAUGCGUGACGAGCGCUGGAAUACACAAAAUGCACAGCCUCGAGCCUGGCUAUUUCAAAACUGCAAUGAAUUCGGACAUUUUAGGACCAGCGAACGUUCGAAUGGCUUAUUCGCUGGAACGCUGCCUCUAAGGUUUUUCUAAAA
Gongylonema pulchrum is the source of this 519-nucleotide messenger RNA. The record is from the annotation of a GenBank genome assembly. NCBI's taxonomy places the organism in Eukaryota, Metazoa, Nematoda, Chromadorea, Rhabditida, Gongylonematidae.